Erpetoichthys calabaricus (reedfish) is the source of this 1892-nucleotide messenger RNA. Its product is annotated as insulin-like growth factor-binding protein 4. Bases 496 to 1302 code for a protein of 268 amino acids. Gene Ontology annotation, biological process: regulation of insulin-like growth factor receptor signaling pathway. The transcript has 5 exons. Lineage: Eukaryota; Metazoa; Chordata; Cladistia; Polypteriformes; Polypteridae. Gene Ontology annotation, cellular component: extracellular region. The record is from RefSeq and is a predicted model, not a curated record. Gene Ontology annotation, molecular function: insulin-like growth factor I binding; insulin-like growth factor II binding.
AGGAAGCCUCAUUUUUGCAGCGAGUCUAGAGCUUGACUGCCUUCUCUGUGUGUGUGUGUGUGUGUGUGUAUGAGACAGAGGAGAGAGAGUUGUCUUUUUGACUGUGAAUUAAGGCUGCCUGAGGAGCACCACCUGGACUACGGGGAAGCAAAGAAUAAAAGAUUUCCAUUUUCUCUUCUGCCUUUAUUUUGUUUUUGAAUAGUGCAUGAGAAAUAAUUCUUGCCAGCUGUCUUCUGGUCUGUUACCACUUUAAGUGUCUAAAGAAGACUUUCUUCUUUUUCUCCCUUUUGUUUUUGAAAAGAGGUCUCAUCGUUGUAACUGUAAAUCUUGUAGUGAAGAAGACCCUACUGGUAACAUCUGCACAGUGCACCUUGUGCAACAUUCAUUUUAGCUGAUAUAUUGUUCCGAGGUGGCAGUGGACCUUUUCUUUGCUCAACAACUGGGACUUCUACAGCAGCUUUACACCUGCUCACUUUUGUCAGGAAACCUGGAUUCAUGCUUGCAAUGCCCUCUCCUGGCAUCUCAGCGGCGGUGCUCCUGCUCUUGCUAAGCUUGUGCCUGAGUGAUGAAGCCAUCCGCUGCCCACCCUGCUCUGAGGAGAAGCUGGCACGCUGCAAGGCACCAGUGGGCUGUGAGGAAACCGUAAGAGAACCUGGCUGUGGAUGCUGUCCAACCUGUGCCUUCGGGAAGGGCACCCUGUGUGGGGUGUACUCCCCCCGUUGUGGCUCUGGGCUCCGGUGUUUUCCACCCCCUGGGGUAGAUAAGCCCCUCCAUUCUCUGAUGCACGGUCAAGGGAUCUGCAUGGACCUGGCCGAUGUGGCACUGCUUCAGACUGAAAAGGAAGACUCCUGGAACUUGGACCAUCCAAACAACAGCCACAUUCCCUGUAGCACACAGGACAAAAAAUGUCAGCAAAGACACCAGGCCAAGAAUCGGGAUAAGGUGAACAACAGUGGCAAAAUGAAGACCAACAACAUUCGAGAGGAGCCUCGAGUUCUGGCACCAUGCCAAGCAGAACUGCAGAGGGCACUGGAGAGGCUGGCCUCACAAACAAGAACUCAUGAGGAUUUCUACACCAUUCCCAUUCCCAACUGUGACAAGAAUGGAAAUUUCCAUGCCAGACAGUGCCACCCUGCUCUCGAUGGACAAAGGGGCAAGUGCUGGUGUGUAGAUCAGAAGACAGGUAACCGUCUGCCUGGCACUCCAGAGGUGAAAGGUCUUCCAAGGGCCGGACAUGAAUUCCUGAUGCCGGUGCUGCCUAAACAGGCUUGGACUCCAAGACACAUGUUGAUGGUGGAGUAGAAGCUGACUGCCUGAAUGCUGCCUUAUUGUUUUGGCUCAUGCUUUUCUUUGUGACAAGUUCUUCUCAGUAAAACAGUACGUGGAAUUCAAAAACAGAAAGCUUAGCAAAACAGCCUCAAUAACAAAUUAUUUUGGCAGGAACAAGCCUUCUGUGAUGUUGUGUGCCGAAAUCAGGGUUCAGGGUCACUUCUAGAAACAGGCGCCUGCUAAACACUCAAUAUGGGCGGCAACUGCUUUUGUAACAGACGUACAGAAUGUGACUUCAGUUUUUUUUUUUUUGUGAGAUAUGUGGUGUGCAAAUUUUGCAUCCCCCAUGGAGCUUAACAUCCUGCUUGCACAGGUCCCAGAAUUUUGAAUGAGCCUCUUUUACCAAAAAAAAAGCAUCUCAUACAUACAUACAUACAUACAUACAAACAUACAUAAAUACAUGCACACAUUUUAAUAAAUGCAAACAAUGCUGAAUAGCUCUUUUGUCAAUGGCAUAAUUCUAUAAACUGGUAGUGGCUCUGUAGUCAAAUUAGCAUGAAUGAUUAAAUAUUUGUUAAAUUUGUAUACACAUUUAAUAAUGAAAAUAAACAUUAUGAAACAAA